CGAAACUACAACAUGUGUGAUAAUCUCACUUCUUUCGUGUUAUUUCGAUUUCAAGAGCUUAUCUCUCAAUCUAUGGGAAAAUGCGCAUGUAGAUUAUUCCGUGAUGACAAACAGUCCACAGGAAGGUGUUAUUUUUUACAGAGUUGCAGAUGUUGACAAGUGUGAUGGAAAGAAUAAAGCAUUUGAUGAGAUAACAUCAUUUUACAAAAGACAUUAAUCAAGAAGUUCAUCAACAAAAUUCGUCAUAGAGUGAAUGAAUGAGAUUAUUUGCAAAUUCACAAGAUAGUCAUUCAACUUGAAAGGGUCGAUAUAUAACUAUACAAAAUAAAUAAACUCCACAGUCGUUUCCGAACAUUGAAUACACUUAACAAGGCCAAGGUGAAAACAAAGCAAAUCUAUAACAUUUGUGAUGAAAAUGUUGACGUCAACUCACAAUAACAUUCACUUGUAGACAUCACAGGAAAUGAAAAACUGCAAACUGGAACUUCGCAGUGAUUUCUACGCAAAAUAUACAAAGUGUGAAUUUAUUAACGGGGGAACAUACGGCAAAGUUUACAAAUGUAAAGACGAUGCAAGCAUUGAUUAUGCUGUUAAAAUACAAAAAGCUUCGUUGUCAGACGACUCUUACAGACGUGCAGUACAAGAAGCAACAAUUUGGAGCAGUUUAGAACACAAGAACAUUAUAACACUAUAUGAGUGCUUCUUGCAAGAUAACAAAUUCUUCUUUGUCAUGGAGUUAGCGUCCGGUAACAAUCUUUUUGAUGAAAUAUUAAAAAAGUCAAAGUAUAGCGAGGAGAACGCUUGUCUGUACAUAAAACAACUGCUAAAAGCCUUGGCUUACUUACACAAAAACCAUAUAAUUCAUCGUGAUGUAAAGCCAGACAACAUUAUGCUAUGUGAAGAUAAAAAUUUACCAGGCUCAAAAAGUAUCGUAAAAUUAGUAGACUUUGGGCUGGCACGAAAACUAGAGGAAGAGAAGACACGUAUUGAAUGUGCACCAAGCGGUGCACCAUUGUAUUUAGCGCCGGAGACAAUAAUGGAAGUGGCGCUUGGUUACCCGGUAGAUGUGUGGUCUUGUGGUGUAAUAAUGUACAUUUUGUUAUAUGGAUCACCUCCAUUUUGGUCAGAAGAUACGAGGAAACUUUUCAAUGCCAUUAUAGGAACGGAGGUGAAUUUUUCUGGCAAUGUCGACGGAGAGCCGGUAUCUUUCCUUGCAAACGAUCUCAUUCAAGAGAUGUUAGUAAAAGAUCAAAAUGAGCGCAUAAAUGCCAUUGAAGCUUUAGAACAUCCAUGGAUAACACAGGCAACUGGUCAGAAACUCUCCGGACAACAUAGAAGAAGUACUUUGGAAAAACUUUCACUGUUUCAUGGAUCAAGCUCAGUAUAUGAACUACAGGAAACGCUUCGAAGACUUAAAAGUGAACGAAGUUAUAUCGCUGAUAAAAUAUAUAACGGACAAAGUCUUUAAAUCAUUGCAUCUUUUAAAUGUGGUCAAUGAUGACAAUAUUAAAAACAAAAAUUAAGAAUUUAGGAGGAAUAAAACUAAUUUUAUGAGAACGACGCUACAAAGCAAACCAAUUUUUUCUUCUACAAAGGAAAAAGAUAAAUAAAGUUUAUUUUAUAAAUAAUUUAUAAAUAAUUUUGCUGAUAAAUUAGAGUUUAAGAAGUUAAAGUUCGGAUAGGCUUCGCUACUGUAUGAAUGAAAAUAAACCUAGAAUAAAAAGCAUAAAUUUUUUUUAAUCAGAUUUAUAAUCAGCCAUUUCAUCUAUUGUAAGCAUUGAAGAAAAAUUAAAACUUCAAUUUGUUUAUUAUUGUAAAUUUUAAAAGUGUCCGAUUACUUCAACUUUUAAAAAAUGUUUUCUAAAUAAUUUAAACAAGAAAAACUCUGAAGAAACAAUUUGAUCGUAGAGAAAUUAGUCGCGUUCUACGUAGUGUGAGUAAGAUAUUGACAAGAAAUAAAGAUCCGUCAAAUCGUGAAAUGGAUGUUUAACAAUUUUUUAUCGAUGUAUUUGUAGUUGUAGCUUUUAUUUAUAUUAUAGAAUUUGUUUUAUAGUGGCAUUUUAAUAUUCAAUUUCUUUCCAAAGUAAAGCAGCCAAAAUUUUAAGAAAAUAAAAAUUCAGCUACAUUGAUUUUAUAUGUAAAUAGGAAAAAGAAGUAAAGAAUAUGUUGUAUAAAGUUAACCAUAA
Molecule: messenger RNA, 2186 nt
Organism: Xenia sp. Carnegie-2017
Lineage: Eukaryota; Metazoa; Cnidaria; Anthozoa; Malacalcyonacea; Xeniidae
Product: myosin light chain kinase A-like
Exons: 1
Coding region: 464-1468 (334 amino acids)
Biological process (GO): protein phosphorylation
Molecular function (GO): ATP binding; protein kinase activity
Source: RefSeq, a predicted model, not a curated record